AAUAUUUGAAAACUCACAAGUCACAUACAACCAUGGAACCUAUGGUCACCAUAUUUAAAUAUAAAGGAAAUGAUGUGGAGACUUACGUGAGCAAUUCUCCCCACACCACCCUCCACAGACUGGAAUUAAUGUCUACAGAGAAAGACACGUCCAUCAAAAUCUACAUGACGAAACAUCCAAAGCCUGGACAGUUGUAUCCAGAACUUCCAAAUGACCCUAGAAUCAACAUUAUUGGUAUUGGGCAUACAACAGUGACAGUAGCCUGGCAGCCUAGCCCUUCUGCCUUGCAGUAUAAUUCAGACAUCCAGUACUGUCUCCUUAUAAAUGUGAAGCAUAACUACAAGAGCUUAUGUGCUGCUGAGGCUACACUGAGCACCCGAGUGAGAAUGAAUGAUAAUAAAGCAUUAUCACUGUUUAUUACCACAGAUCUCCUGAAACAGUCAGAGUUAAUACUUCAUUCAAAAGUUAACAACAGAAUGACAUCACAUGCCAUCCACAAAGAAAGUAGCUGGGAUGUUAGACAUAUAUGUAUUGGCACAAACACCAUAUAUACUAUACACAGCCUUCUUCCAAAUACCCAGUAUUACAUUGAUGUAUUUGCUAUCAAUCUCCUUACCAAUGCUAGUGCUGCCUACACCGGAACUUUUUCUAAAACGCUGGAAGAGCCUAUUCCUUCUGCAAAGCCACUUAAAGAUGGAGAAGUAGCCUUAGUGAACAUUAGUGGAAAAGGGUAUCAACUAUACAGCUUUCAGUCUCAAGGACCAAACAGGAGAGUUCAAUUUACCAUUCAGGCUUGUGCAGGUGAUGUCUGGGUUCAGAUAACUAGGAAUGGAAGACGCCUUGUGUCAGAAAUGGUUGAAGAUCUUCGGUACUUUACAUUGAAGGGUAAGCCUGCAGACACGUAUAUAGUACACUUACAAUCCAUGGGGACAUCAAGGGCUUCAACAAAAGUGCAUGUCACUUCACACUUUUAUCGCCCUCUCUUCCCUAUUCUUCCAGAAAGCCUCAAAAUCAAAUCUUUCAACAAGCUGAGAACAUGUGAUUCUAUCACCAUUGCUUGGCUAGGAACACAAGAGAGGGCCAAAUACUGUGUUUACAGAAAAAGACUUGAAAAAGGCCAUGCAACAAAAGAAAUAAUGAAUAAGGAUAUAUGCUCUGAGCCAGAAGCCAGGAAGAAGUCAGAAAAAGUAAGAUGCAAAACUUUUCACAAUCUAAACUUGCAACGAGCUGUGACAACAGAAACCAUUCGAGGACUGGAGAGUGGAACUCCAUAUUUAUUUGAUGUUUAUUUAGUUGGACCAACAGGGAUUCCAAUAAAAUAUAAAAGUAAAGUGGUAAGCACUAGAAAGGAAUGUUGAAAUCUCUCCUGGCUCUUUAAGGCAGCUAUAUAAUCAACUUGAUGGAAAUAAGCUAUAGUGGACCCAAGAUACUUAUAUCCAAUAUUAGCAUGUGAUAUGUUGCUAUAAAAAUAUUGAAGGUAAUGUCCUGUAUUUAAAUUAACAUUCAGUUCUGAUCAAAGACUGUGAAAUUAUUAGCACAAAAGCUGAACAAAAGGCUGAAUAUUACAAGUUUUGUUUCCAUUACUUUACUAUAUUGUGAUACAAACUAUCUUUAACAGCCUACAGUAGAUACUUUGUUUAUAGAACACUGUGAUUCUUUCAGAAUUUAGCCAACAUUAAGUGUUUAUUAUGUGCCUAAUUCAACUGCAACACAACAUAAAUCUAAAAUUUGCUUUACAAAAGUAUGAC
Messenger RNA from Protopterus annectens (West African lungfish), 1748 nucleotides. Its product is annotated as protein NDNF-like. Gene Ontology annotation, biological process: extracellular matrix organization. Lineage: Eukaryota; Metazoa; Chordata; Ceratodontiformes; Protopteridae. Gene Ontology annotation, molecular function: protein binding. The record is from RefSeq and is a predicted model, not a curated record. Bases 33 to 1358 code for a protein of 441 amino acids. The transcript has a single exon.